UGUAGGAAAAGCUGAAUCUGAGUUGUAUCCAUAGUCCUGUUGUUAAUGAACUUAUGAGAGGAAUCCGAUCACAAAUGGAUGGAUUAAUCCCAGGGGUAGAGCCACGAGAAAUGUCAGCCAUGUGUCUUGGAUUGGCCCACAGCCUGUCUCGAUACCGACUAAAAUUUAGUGCUGAUAAAGUAGACACAAUGAUUGUUCAGGCCAUUUCCUUAUUGGAUGACUUGGAUAAAGAACUGAACAACUAUAUUAUGCGAUGUAGGGAGUGGUAUGGUUGGCAUUUCCCUGAAUUAGGAAAAAUUAUUUCAGAUAAUUUGACAUACUGCAAGUGUUUACAAAAAGUUGGUAAGUAUUCUUCAUAAUUGGUUUUAGCCCAAAACAUGAAUAAUAGUAAUUAUUUCUCUGAGAUUCUCAGGCACUCUGCCAAUUGAAAUACACCUCUAGUUCAGCUAGUUAACUGGAGAUAGAAAGUUUAUAGGUUUGGGAAAUAAAUCCAUGUAUGUCAAAUGCAUUUUAAUUUUGGUUUUGAUGACCUAUCCAAUAAGUUACCUAGUUUCUUUUUCUUGCUUGGUUGGCUCUUGCUCAUGGCUAGUUGCCAUGGCUUGAGCCAUCUUCCACAUCCAACUUUUUGUUGAUUUAUUGGAAUUAAGAAUCUCAUCGGUUUGUCUGUUGGAUUUGUCUUUCCUAGCUAAUGAAUGCUGAA
Messenger RNA from Dipodomys ordii (Ord's kangaroo rat), 700 nucleotides. RefSeq names its product nucleolar protein 58-like. Bases 54 to 359 code for a protein of 101 amino acids. The record is from RefSeq and is a predicted model, not a curated record. Gene Ontology annotation, molecular function: snoRNA binding. The transcript has 3 exons. Gene Ontology annotation, cellular component: small-subunit processome; box C/D methylation guide snoRNP complex. Lineage: Eukaryota; Metazoa; Chordata; Mammalia; Rodentia; Heteromyidae.